CGCUCCCGCGCUCCUGCCAGCCGCUGAGAGGGACGCGGCGCGGGCGAAGGAGGCUUCCCGCUGCCGGCGGGCAGAGAAAGGAAUGAAGAAAAUGAGCAACAUCUAUGAAUCAGCAGCCAAUACCCUGGGAAUUUUUAACAGCCCAUGCCUGACUAAAGUGGAGCUGCGAGUUGCAUGCAAAAGCAUAUCAGACAGAGAUGCCCUCUCAAAACCAGAUCCUUGUGUCAUCCUUAAAAUGCAGUCACAUGGCCAGUGGUUUGAGGUUGACAGGACAGAAGUGAUUCGAACCUGUAUAAAUCCCGUCUUCUCGAAGCUGUUCACGGUGGACUUCUAUUUUGAAGAGGUGCAGCGGCUGCGGUUUGAAGUCCAUGACAUCAGCAGCAAUCACAAUGGGCUGAAGGAAGCUGAUUUUCUUGGUGGCAUGGAGUGCACUCUUGGGCAAAUUGUUUCCCAGAGGAAACUCUCCAAGUCCUUACUCAAACAUGGAAACACAGCAGGAAAGUCAUCUAUAACAGUGAUCGCUGAGGAAUUGUCUGGCAAUGACGACUACAUUGAACUUUCAUUCAGUGCACGGAAAUUGGAUGACAAGGAUUUUUUCAGCAAAUCUGAUCCUUUUCUGGAGAUUUUCCGGAUGAAUGAUGAUGCGACCCAACAACUUGUCCACAGGACUGAGGUUGUGAUGAAUAACUUAAAUCCAGCCUGGAAGACCUUUAAAGUGUCUGUAAAUUCUCUGUGCAGUGGAGACGAGGACCGCAGGCUAAAGUGCAUAGUUUGGGACUGGGAUUCCAAUGGAAAGCAUGACUUCAUUGGAGAAUUUAACUCGACUUUCAAGGAAAUGCGAGGAGCCAUGGAAGGAAGACAGGUACAAUGGGAAUGCAUUAACCCCAAGUACAAAGCAAAGAAGAAGAAUUACAAGAACUCAGGCAUUGUCAUCCUUAACCAGUGCAAGAUCCACAAGAUGCAUUCUUUCUUAGAUUAUAUAAUGGGAGGCUGCCAAAUACAGUUUACAGUAGCUAUAGAUUUCACUGCAUCCAACGGUGAUCCCAGGAACAGCUGCUCACUGCACUACAUUCACCCCUAUCAACCCAAUGAGUACUUGAAAGCUUUGGUAGCUGUUGGGGAGAUUUGCCAGGACUAUGACAGUGACAAAAUGUUCCCAGCCUUUGGAUUUGGAGCAAGGAUACCCCCAGAAUACAAAGUCUCUCAUGAUUUUGCAAUCAAUUUCAAUGAAGACAAUCCAGAAUGUGCAGGAAUUCAAGGUGUCGUGGAAGCUUAUCAGAGCUGCCUUCCCAAGCUGCAGCUGUACGGGCCAACAAACAUUGCUCCCAUCAUCCAGAAGGUGGCAAAGUCAGCGUCAGAGGAGACCAACACCAAGGAGGCCUCGCAAUACUUCAUCUUGCUGAUUCUGACGGAUGGUGUCAUCACAGACAUGGCUGACACCAGGGAGGCCAUUGUCCAUGCCUCUCACCUUCCCAUGUCAGUCAUCAUCGUCGGGGUGGGCAACGCCGAUUUCAGUGACAUGCAGAUGCUGGAUGGUGAUGAUGGGAUCCUCAGGUCUCCCAAAGGCGAGCCUGUGCUUCGAGACAUUGUCCAGUUUGUGCCAUUCAGGAACUUCAAACACGCAUCCCCAGCUGCUCUAGCAAAAAGCGUUUUGGCCGAAGUUCCAAACCAAGUCGUGGACUAUUACAAUGGCAAAGGGAUAAAACCAAAAUGUAUGUCAGAGUACGAGUCUUCCAGGACACUAGCUCCAUGA
Messenger RNA from Colius striatus (speckled mousebird), 1753 nucleotides. It is a transcript of the gene CPNE4, whose product is annotated as copine 4. The record is from RefSeq and is a predicted model, not a curated record. Lineage: Eukaryota; Metazoa; Chordata; Aves; Coliiformes; Coliidae. The coding region runs from base 83 to 1753 and encodes 556 amino acids. Gene Ontology annotation, molecular function: calcium-dependent phospholipid binding. Gene Ontology annotation, biological process: cellular response to calcium ion. The transcript has 16 exons. Gene Ontology annotation, cellular component: plasma membrane.